AUGCCGACGUAUCAGGAGAUGCACUCGUCGCGGCUGCGGCGGUCGAAACAUUCUGCCGAGCCCGUAGAAGCCGCACAGCGCCAAGAGGAGAAUGAGAUGAACGGCCACUUCCACACUCCGAUGCUGCAGCCCGAGGAACCACCGACGACGCCAACCAGGUCGGUUGCGAAACGUAUCGACGUCCCAGCCAGAUUGGAUGAUUCUCGUCGACUAGGGUACACGAAGACGUCACCGAACGCAAGGCACGCCUUCACGGAGGCCAACACCGCCACGAGGGGCCUCGUGCCGAUGCGAAGGUACAUGGCAGUGAGCACCUCUGACAGCAUGGAAAGCGCCGUUGUCUUUCAUUCGCCUGACCAGGCAGCCGUGAGGGUUGUGUCUGGCGUGCUCAGUGCCAGCGAACCGCAAAGCUCCAGCAGCGGCGCUUCCCCUAUGAAGGUUGGCAGCGACGCCGUGAACCUCACCCUCGUGGAGGACGACGACAGCGACAAUCUCGAGGACAGGGGCAUCGAGGACGACCAGAUAGACGACGGCUACGGUGCUGGGGUCGUGUUCGAGCUUUACAAGCCGAUGGAGUUGCGGCGGGCUGAGCACACGUUCAGCAAGGGGUCGCCACUCCCGCCUGCGGUACUGACAAGGCGACUCCCAGCCGGCGGGGUAUCCGGCCGUCGCUACAACUGCUCGAACGGAUCGCGCGAGCAGGUUGGUGGGCGGUAUCCCACACUCUCCCAAAGUUCGCGGCUUGAGGAUAUCCGCAGGCUGCCGCCGCACGGAGGGGAAAUGUGUAAGAGCAGCAACAUCUGCGUCGACAGAACUCGCACCAUGACACAAGAAGACAUGGUGCGCAACAGCUCCGCCGACAGCUUCAGCAUCGACGGGGCUGGGACAGUUUUCCAGAACAGCGGGCAGCCGCAGCGCAUCGAUUCCUCCAUGAACUCGCAGUUCUUCUUCAAGUCGAGACAGCGGCGCAACGGGAUGAACACGUCGGUCGUCCACGGCUGCAGCCACCACGACUCCAUGAGCAGCCCCAGCGAGUCCCCGCAGAUGUCCGCAGACGUCGCGGCACCCACACUGCUGAAUGUCAGUGGCCCUCACCUUCUCUGCUCAGACCAGGUGGCGCUCAUUUCUCAUUGCCGUGGACAGAGCCGACAUACGCACGCGAAUCACCACCUAAACAACCAUAAUCACCGUCACAGCGAUGGCGACGCGGCUGGGGAAGCUGCCAGCCUAAUGGACGGAAUAGUGCUCGGCAUGGCUUCUGUGGACCCCUUGACUGGCGACGGCGGGGCAGGCAUGACGACGUCUCUGUCGAUGACAGACGGAUUCGACCUUGUGCGCACGCCAAUAACGGGGCUGCGCGCGAUGGUGCUCGGGAACAACGCCGUGGAGGAAGAGGAGGCCGCCGAGGACCCCGAGAUGCGCGCACGCCAGGCGGAGCAGCUCAAGCACUUUUACUCAAAAGUGGUGCGGCAGCAUCGCAACUGUGCCAAGAGCGGUGCGCCAGCGGGAGGCAACUCGUUACCAACGUCGGCGACAGGAAGCACUUCGACUCUGCAGGCGCCGCAGGUUUUCCGCAUCAACGACACCGCCGCCGACUGCGUCGCGCCUGUGCAUGAAUUUGGCGCGCCCAUUCUCUCGCAGUCAUCCCCUCUAGGGGAUGAGGGGAGAACCGCACUCGUUCUUGAGAGCGUCGUCGCGAAGAAGUCGAAGAAGCGAGAGAAGAGGGUGAUGUUCAACAUAAACGGCAUGGAGCAGCCGCACACCGCAGGCGGCGGCGUCGCAAACUUGCCCCAUCACGGUACCCCACAACCGACGUGCGCCCUGGUGCCUCAUGCGCCAUCGCCGUUGGCGCUGCAGUACUUCGGCAUUGAAAUGACCUCCAGCAGCGGCGAAGCGGAGGUGAACGACUUGGUCACCUGGGAGUCGCCGCUGCCGCCGGCCUCGCUUCGCAUGGCACGGAGAGCCGGUGACAUGCAGAAUCAGCUGAAGGCGGCAACAGGCACCACAAGGACAGAGACGCUCACCAGCUCCGCCGACGGAGCCGUGCCUGCACUGCUUUCGCCUGUGACGCCGGUGCAAGGUUCACCGUGCAUGUCGUCCUUACACACUCCGCGCCGCGAGAACGAAGAUGACGAACACCUGCUCACCGAUCCGCUCACUCCUUCGGCGUCAGCCAACUUCGCACAGCAGCAGUUGCCGACAUUCGUUCGCAUGGCGACGGCAUCGCCAUCGCCCCCAGCGCCGCCGUCCACAAUUCUGGAGAAGCUGAGCAUCAUCUUCGCCGAGGCACCGCGGAAACGCUGCUUUUCUGGCGGUAAAGCGUCAACGGCGUCCACGAAGCACCGUAAAGCGGCCAUGGCCCUCGUUGCGGGGGCGGGCGACGCCAUCGUGCUGCCGCAAUCCAGUACCACCUUCGUCCCCCCAUCGCGGUCCCCCUACUCACAUCUUGUCCCCCCGAACGUGCUCAACUCGCUGGAGGUGUGCCUGCCCGACCGAGAUUCGUCUAAGAAAGGGAGCUCGCGGCCACGGCACCCACCUCAGACGAGCCUGUGCAUCUCAUGUGCUCAGACAAAAUAUCCGUCGCCUCUGCAAUCAGUAGAGGGCAGCGUUCCCCCGGUGCAGCACAUCAAGUCGAGGAGUACGGCCACUCAAGUCUUUAUGCCGCCAUGGCUGCGCGCUGCGCAGGCUGUCUCAGACCGCGAGUUACCCUCCGAGCCGAUGCAGAAACCAUCGAUCACGGUGCCGAUGGUAGUGACCGCCGCCGCUGGGCUGACUACAGAGAAGCGGAACGGAAAGCUCGACAAGAAAAGCCGGUGUAACUCACAGCAUAGCAGUGCAUCCUCCUUUCCCAUAGUGAAAUCGCAUGCAGUGAAGACAGAUCCUCCACUGUUGCCGACGCAGUCUUCCAUCCGGCUGUUCAGAGAGGAGUCGCCGCGCGAGUGGGCCAGCAGCAAACCUUCCUCCCCCUCCGUCUCUGGUGAUGAGGUGUCGGUGCUGCGGCCUUCCGCCUUGAAGCGGCACAUUUCGAUCCCUCACAAAACCACAACGACUGCGGCGGGUUCUGGUGCAGGUGUCGGCGCUGGCCGCGAGCAGCAAAUGAGCGAGUUUACAAAGGGUACAAGGUCGAUCUCUGGCGAUCCCGACACGACCUCCUCCAGUGCGACCCGAUCGUCAGGGCACGCGGUGCCUAGUCUUCUCGCCAUCACUGUGCCGAGGCACACAUGA
This is a messenger RNA of Leishmania major strain Friedlin, 3225 nucleotides long. RefSeq lists its product as hypothetical. The record is from RefSeq and is a predicted model, not a curated record. Bases 1 to 3225 code for a protein of 1074 amino acids. Lineage: Eukaryota; Euglenozoa; Kinetoplastea; Trypanosomatida; Trypanosomatidae. The transcript has a single exon.